AUGACAGGGAACAGUCGCCUCAUGCUGCGCCAUUUUCCACCUCCCAGCCGCCGGGCGCGUUCUGUAGCAUUGCUCCUCUGCGCUGUCCCGGGGUGCUUGCUCAAGGCAUUCACUCCUGGGAUUCGUGCCAAGAGCUUUGCUGGGUCUUCAGGCACAAUCCUGGCCAAGCAGCUGAAGCUACAGCAUUUUCCACAAGGCAGACCGGAGCUCGUGCGGCGCCAGGCAGUCUUCAGCGUGUUGGCCGAGGAAGUGAACAGCAGACCGAGUUUCUUCUUUGGUGAAGUCUUCAUCAUUGUCAUUUUAUCUACAGGUUUUGAGAAGGCAGAGAACUGGUUGCGCAAAAGGCUGAAGUUGUCUGGUGAUCGAAUUGGAAAGGAGAUCUUGGAUGCACUUUUCAGGGAGAUCACGAUUUUGGGGUUCAUUGGUUUGCUCUUGUUUGUGCUGACGCAUUUGCUGCCAGAAGACACACCGCUCAUUUCUUUCGGCGCUGAUGAAUACAACAUCUUGCCCGAGACCUUCGAGUAUGUGCACAUGGCCACAUUCCUGCUGCUGGUUGUGCUGCUUUUCCAAGGUUUCGCGGUGCUAAAGCUAUCUCGCGAAACAGCAGAGACCUGGGCCGAGUACGAGAGUGCCCGUGCAUUCGGAAAGAGCAAAAGGUCCAUGGAGUCAAAGCUGGUUGAAGAUGGCUAUUUGGAGAGAGUGGACAAUCCCUUCUCUGCAACCGGCUUUGAGCUUCGUGCUGUGAAGCCCUUUACCUAUGGAACUACGCUUCUGGACCGGAUUUCCCUACGCUUCAAGGAAUCCCACAAGCUCGUCAUGUGGCGUGCCAUUCGCCACGGAUUUUUAUUCGACGGACCCCAGAGUGAGCUCCUGGUCAAGGAAGGGGGCGUGAUCCCGGGGCUGUUUAGCUUCGAGUCCUUCCUGGAGCAGCAGUUGGGACAGAUUGUGUUGGCAUUGGUUGAGGUGGAUGUGUCCACUUGGUUUAUCUCCAUGGUGGUGGUUGCUAUCGUCACUGGAAUAUGCCUGGCGCUGGAUUCUGUGAAUGCACAGCUGAUGCAAUGCUUCUGUUGCUGGGGAUUGUUUACCAUUGGCCUAAUCUACUACGUCGUCCUGGAGGAGGACACGUGGGAGCUUACGCCUCAGGUGCCAGAGGAUCCACGAGAGGUACUGCGCCUCUUCUCUGGCACCUCCAUCCAAAUGCUUCGCCGAUCCUCGUGGUUGGGACGCAGUCCCGAGGAGGCAGUUGCCAAGAUUCUCAGCCUUUCAGGGAGGCGUUUUCGGCCAAUGAUGCCUGGAGUAGAUGGCAAAGCAUGGCCACGAAUUCGGCCGACUCCAAGAGAGGAGCUAAACCUAGAUUCGGCUUUUUAUCUAGUUCAAGAUUACACUGUUGCCUUCAAGCUACUCUGCUUCCUGCAAGCGGCCGUAGUCGCUUCCCUGAUUGUGGAGCUGUUGAAUGGAAGCAUUCAUGGACCGGACAGAACAAUCCCCUUUGCUUUAGCAAGCAUCGAGUGGCCCCUCAUGUUGUUUUGGCUGGUGCCCAGCUUGGUCCGGCGGCUGACGCUUCGCGCUGCGCUCACUCGCACGAAGUCCAACAAUUGGUUUAAGGACAAGCAGCGAGGGCUGGUGAGACACGUGAUGGUUGCAGGGAUCGAGGGCUUGUUACGGGACUGCACGCGUCUGAUCCAUCUUCAGGGCAUGGAAUCCCGAGCCUUUCUAAUUGGCGACAUUUGGGCGCAGCCAGAUUCAGUUUCCAAGGUCCUGACAGGCCAAUCUCGAGCGUACCUGAGGUCGCACCUGCAAAAUGUGGCCAUAAGCAAUGUCAACCGUGGGCAAGCGCUGUUCAAUGAGCUACCUCCCAACUUGAAGUCGGAGGUGUCGAGCAUUUUCACCAGUUGGGAUGCGGCAAACUCAGGAGUGGUUGCUCCCAUGGAGCUGGCAAAAAACAUGGAGAUGCUGGGUUUCAGUGCAACAGCCAAUCGGCUUGCUGAGAACCUGAUACGACUGGUGGACAACGAUGGCAGCGGACAGCUGACCUGGAAAAAAUGUAGAGCCUUGUUCAUGCUGGCCACAGCCGGGCGACCGAUGGAGGAACGGCGGAGAGAUUUAACAACAUUCUUCUCGAGAGUGAAGAAGAGGAAGCCUCAUGAAGCAACUGUCUUCGAGCUUGCAGAUGCCUUGCCCUUGCACAGCAUCACGCCUGAGGACCUUUCUAGUUUGAUGUACCGCCACUUUGGCCGCGUGAAGCCAUCAGUCACAAGAGCUGAAUUUGUUGAGUGGAUUGAGGCUGUUGAGCAAUCGAGGCCAUUUGACUAG
This is a messenger RNA of Symbiodinium pilosum, 2313 nucleotides long. Lineage: Eukaryota; Dinophyceae; Suessiales; Symbiodiniaceae. The record is from the annotation of a GenBank genome assembly.